Messenger RNA from Megachile rotundata (alfalfa leafcutting bee), 3116 nucleotides. Its product is annotated as ubiquitin domain-containing protein UBFD1. Lineage: Eukaryota; Metazoa; Arthropoda; Insecta; Hymenoptera; Megachilidae. Gene Ontology annotation, molecular function: RNA binding; 2-oxoglutarate-dependent dioxygenase activity; cadherin binding. The record is from RefSeq and is a predicted model, not a curated record.
UUUAUUUUGACAAUUGUGUUCAAUAUCAAAAUACCUUUUAUAAAUGUUAUGCUUAGCAGAAGAAAAGAAGAAAUAGUUGGGAAUUAAGUUUCUCAAAUGUAAAACAAAUAUACGAUUUCUAUAAAUUAUCCAAGUUGCAAUAAAUUAAGUUUUAAAGAAAUAUAGUCCGCAGACACGAAACUGGUGUAAUUUAAUAUAAUCGUACUAUUUGUUUACGAAACAACGAAUUUGUUAAAGUAGAUACAUUUACUAUAUACUUCAACAUUGGCCUAUGGACAAAAACAAAUUGUAAAAAAAAUUAAAUCGUCCCGAAAUUUUGGUAUACAUAAAAUCGAAGUGGACUGUAUCUCAACGGACGUAAACGAACUAAUACCGUAUAAUUUUAGUAUUGUAACUGCUGUAAAUUAAAUUUUAUACUCUGUAAUAUGUACAAUUGAAAACAAAAUCAUGAAAAAGAAACGACAAAUCAAACUUACAUCUAUCGUAACAUUUACAUUAAAUUCAUAACUAUUUGCACGUUUAAAAAACUAUUCAAUGUCCGUUUAAACGAGACUUGUAUAUCAUGUUGUGUGAUUUGAUAAAAUAAAUAAUUUUAAGUCUUCUUUAUGGUGUUAUUUCUAUUAUUUUGUUCAGUCAUAUAUUUAAACAGAAUUACUUAUUAUUAAUAAGUAACAGAGAUGUAAAUUUAUAUUUCUAACUUUUGGACAAAUAUCUUAAAUAUAGCGAUUAGCUGUCGUUGAUGUGCUGUAUUACUCAUUCAUAGGAUAUUUAGUUUCUUGCCCGCAUUACUACGAAACAUCUGCGUCUAUUCACAUUUGUUCAACACGUGAACAGGAAACUUCUUAUUAAGGUUUUAAAUUACUUGAAGCUAUAUAAGCAAGCUGGCCUUCGGACUUUCUUUUACUUUAAAUAAGAAAUUGCAAGAGUCGAAGGAUACAGGAUCUUGUACCAAUCGAAAAACGAUUGUAUUCAUUACAUAAUCGGUAUAGAACUUCGUAUUUGGAAGGAAGAUAAGUGGUUCAAGGUUUGACACAGUAUUUGUAUCGUGUGUAGGUAUUCGUGGAUGUGUAUAGGUGAAAGUGGACGAAUACGUAUACAGUUAUACAUUUCGUGGAAAUAGGUGUGUACGGCACGGUGUCAUUGAUGCCGUUCGAUUCAUAGCGUUGGUUCAUUAUUCUUAUUUUUACACUUUGUGUAAAUGAUAAAGAACGAGUACAUUUUUUCACCGAUAAUGAUACAAAUAUGCUUAAUCAUUAUGCAAUAAAUAUUUUUGAAAAUAAUGUGUGUUUUCUUGUCACAUGAAAUUUGUAUUGGAGAAAUAAACGCACAAUCAUAUUGGCAGAAAGAGUAAAUUGAGAAAAACAACGCGGGAACUAAUGAAUUUUAUAGUGGAUUUGUUAUUGAUGACUUAACUAAUGCUGUCAUCAAGUUAAACAUGAUAAAAUCAUUUAUAAUUCAACAAUCAGAAUUUAAAUAAAUGAAUAUUAAAAGUGAACUCCCAUAAAUUUUUAAACAAUUAAGUAUCAAUGAUUACUUAAAAAUUUAUUAAUUCUGCUAGUGAUGGAACAAAGUGAUAACACAUUAGAAAGUAUACAAGAAGCUUUCUUAUCUUUAACCGAGAGAUUUAUGGAACAAGGUGUAUCAUUAGCAGAUCUUAAAUCUAUUGGCAUAAAAAAUAAUACAAGACAUAAGAGAAGCUUUUACUUGCACUAUGUUUAUUCCAAGAAAGUUUUACUUGCCAUAUUUGCACCAAUAUUUUGUGGUGUGUUUUUUAAGUACCUCUAUGUAGACAUAAUUAAAAAUAUCCGUGGUACCAGAUGUUUAAUACCAAAUAAUUAUUUCAUUUGGGAGUUCACAAGACCAAUAUCAAAUUGUGAUUAUUGCCGAGAUAUCACUUCAGCUUUGAUUUUGCCAAAUUUAACUAGAGAAGAAUUUAAGCAAUACACUUAUUCUUCUCGACCAAUGGUGGUAAAAAAUGCUGCAAGUCAUUGGCCAGCUUCGAAGGUAUUUAGCUGGAAAUUUUUCAAAGAUUUAUAUGAAAAUAUUGAUGAUGCUUAUGAUUCGGUAGAUGAAUGUCAGUUUUUACAUUUCAAAAGUAAUCUUACUAAUUUACAUGAUGUUUUUGCAAUGACUGAAGAAAGAGCUUUGCAACUUAAUGGAAAAAAUCCCUGGUAUGUUGGUUGGAAAAAUUGCAAUCUUCAGGUUCUGGAUACAAUGAAAAAGUUUUAUAGUCUACCUCAUUUUUUGCCAGAAGAUGCAGAAGUUCCUUAUUCCAAUUAUGUUUUUUUGGGAUAUGAAGAAGGUGCUAUUAUGCAUCUGGAUUAUAUUUCACGUCUCAUGUGGCAAGGACAAAUUAUAGGCAAUAAAACUUGGACUGUUGCUCCAACACCAGAAUGUGAUAAUGUUUGUAAACGUUUUAAUUUUACUGUUUAUGCUGGAGACAUUGUUCUUUUAGACACAAGAAUUUGGUAUCAUGGCACUUAUGUUAAAGAUGGAGACUUUAGUUUAACAGUCACCUCUGAAUACGGGUAGACUUUUAUAUAUUUAUAAUCACGUUUAUUGUAUACAAUUCUAGGUGCUAUACAGAUAGUAUUUUUAUACUAUGGAAUUUGGAAAUCUAAAAUCAUCUGCCUUACUGAAGUAUUUAUAAUAAUAUCUAAUUGAAUAUUUAUGAAACUUUUAUAUGCAUAAGAAAAAUUAGAACUAUAAAAUAUACUGUUAAAGAUCAGUAUUUAAGCGUUAAAUUAUGCGUGUACGAAAUUUUUAUUUUACAUUGUCUGUAGAUGCCAUUCUUAAUGAGGAAGUUACUUAUUUAUGCAAAGUAUAAUAUAUAACAUAGGUUGAGAUAAGUUUUGAAACAUAUAUAUUAAAUUGGCCAUUUGUUCAAUCGUUGUAAAAUACUGUAUAUAAUUUAUGGAUACAUAUGAAGUUUUAUAUGUACCAUUUCUGCCAUAUUUAAAAACUAGUCGGAAUAAAAAUUAAUAUUUGAUAAUAUUGCUGCAAGUAAAUUGAUUUGUGCUUUAAUGAAGUUGGUUAUUGUAUGUUUAAAAGAUAUUUUUAUACACACAUAUUUAAAAUUUUAUACAUAUACAAGCAUUUAAAUAUACGUGUUAUAC